Symphalangus syndactylus (siamang) is the source of this 10227-nucleotide messenger RNA. RefSeq names its product pleckstrin homology domain containing M3 (gene PLEKHM3). NCBI's taxonomy places the organism in Eukaryota, Metazoa, Chordata, Mammalia, Primates, Hylobatidae. The record is from RefSeq and is a predicted model, not a curated record.
GUACGAGAGGAACUGUAUAUAAGAAAGCAAAGAAAUAAGGAGGCCUGGCGGGUGCGUUCAGGCCCGGCCUAGCUGCCGGGUCCCUCGGGCAGGAAAGACGCGUCCUCGCGGCCUGGAACCUUGUGUGUCCGGCUCUGGCUGCCGGGGCCGCCGGCGGAAGCAUUUCAGAGUGGGACCGCGAGAAGCCGCUUGUAAACAGAGCCGGUCCGGGAUGGUCAGCGGCCGGGAGGGCUGUCACCGUGAGGCGGGCGGCGGACUACGGGAGCCAAGCCCCCGCCAGGAGCGGACUGCAGGCCCCGCAGGUGAACGGAGAGUAGCAGCCGGCGCCCAGGAAAUCAAGGAUUGGUGUGGCAUUGCUUUGACAAGUACUUCCUGUUGUCUUCACAGAGGUCUCACUGAAGAAUAAUCUCAAAGGAACAUUUGGUCUCCCUAUACAUCUGUUAAUGCCCAUUAGCCACUAGAAAAUGCUUUUAAUUACCAGGAAAACAUCAACCACCUUUGUGUUUGGCCUGCUUCAGGAAACCCAAUGAAGGUUUCUUCCAGUUGUUUCCAUAGCUCUAUUGCUGAAGCACCCCUCUUGGUUGGGUGAAUGUUCAUGAAGCCAUUUCUGGAACCAGCUUAGGAGGCUGAGGCCUCCUGGAGCCUGUGACAUGGAAGCUUUGGAAGUGGAUGAUAUCAGCCCGGCCUUAGAAGUUACAGAGGAGUUCUUUAGUACUUUGGAUAGUAAUCUAGAAAAGGCUGUGCAGCAAGCAGAGGUUUAUGGGAUCCAGGAAGUCCCUGAACUGGUGGGGCAUGAGGUACUCAGUAACAUAACAGACAAUGGUGCUAUGAGAAAUGUCACCUCCCUGGGCAAGGGGGGCAUGAUUUGGGACCACUGUAAGAGCAGGCUCUUAGAAACCAAAGCUCAAAAUGUCUUCCCUGCCAAAGAACAGUUUAUGGUCCAGAGAGGGACAACCCCAGAUAAUCUUUCCUGGAUGGAACAAAAGGAAGCAUCAACCUUUAAUUUCUUCAGUAUCUGUCAGCGUCGGAGGGACCGGCCUCGUUCUGUAAAUGACUUACUGGAUGAGACCUCAACUUUCAAGCCAGGGCAUGCUCGAUCACGAUCAGAUAUUACCCAAGUGGACUGGAGGGUGGUCCUCAAAACCACGCCUUUGCAGCAGCAGCAACAGCAGCAGCCAUCGCUUCAAGGCCCGCACGUCACCAGGUCAUCUUUUCUGUUGCCCUCACCAAAUAAGAUAGAAGAUGCUCAAGGAAAUACCGAACACAAGCAGACAUUCCCAAACAUUCUAAAGAAGGGUUACCUGGAGAUUAGAAAGGACCAUGACAGUUACUGGCAAAGCUGUUAUGCAGAACUUUCACCUUACAACUUAUACUUCUACAGCCUCGACAGCAGUGGGAAUCAAAACCUCUAUGCCACGUACCAGCUUUCACACUUCCAGAGCAUAUCUGUUUUAGGCAACCUGGAGGCCAGGAUGGUGGAUACUGUUUUGUAUGACAACACUCAGCUACAGCUAAAGGCAGAGUCACCAUGGGAGGCUUUGGACUGGGGGCAGAAGCUUUGGGAAGUCGUGCAUGCUGCUGUGCCUGGUUACAUGGGGCGGCAGAACGAGCUGACAGUCUCGCCAGGGCUCGGCCAUCAUGAUGACUAUACACAGAAUCAUUGUUUCCAGAAGAAAACCAGUGGGCUGCUGCCACCGUCCCCUGUCCUGGAUAGCUCCAAACAGUACCAAAACAUCCUCAAAUCAGGGACUCUCUACAGGCUGACUGUCCAAAACAACUGGAAGGCAUUUACAUUUGUGCUGAGCAGGGCUUACCUUAUGGCUUUUCAGCCUGGCAAGCUAGACGAGGAUCCACUGUUGAGCUACAACGUGGACGUGUGUCUGGCUGUCCAGAUGGACAACCUGGACGGCUGCGACUCUUGCUUUCAAGUCAUUUUCCCCCAGGAUGUCCUUCGCCUCCGAGCUGAGACCCGACAGAGGGCUCAGGAAUGGAUGGAGGCUCUGAAGAUAGCUGCCAAUGUGGCGAGGAGUUCAGAGCAAAACCUGCAAGUCACACUGAGGAACAAACCCAAGGAUCAAAUGGGUGGGCAUGAACUCAGGAAGAACAAACGCCAAUCUGUGACUACCAGCUUCCUGAGCAUUUUGACGACUUUGUCUUUGGAACGAGGACUCACUGCUCAGAGUUUCAAAUGUGCAGGCUGCCAGCGAUCCAUAGGUCUUUCCAAUGGGAAAGCCAAGGUGUGCAACUACAGUGGGUGGUAUUACUGCAGUAGCUGCCACGUGGAUGACAGCUUUCUCAUCCCAGCACGCAUAGUCCACAACUGGGAUACUUCAAAAUAUAAGGUGUCGAAGCAGGCCAAGGAGUUUCUGGAGUACGUAUACGAGGAGCCGCUCAUCGACAUCCAGCAGGAGAACGCCAUGCUGUACCACCAUGCAGAGCCGCUGGCCGCCGUGCUGCGGCUGCGGCAGCGGCUGAAGUCGCUCCGAGCCUAUUUGUUCAGCUGCCGGGCAGCGGUGGCAGAGGAUCUCCGCCGCAGAAUUUUCCCCAGAGAAUACCUCCUUCAACAGAUCCACCUGUAUUCCCUCGCCGACCUGCAGCAGGUAAUAGAGGGAAAGCUGGCUCCAUUCUUGGGCAAGGUCAUUAAAUUUGCCACCUCACACGUGUACAGCUGCAGUCUUUGUAGCCAGAAGGGGUUCAUCUGCGAAAUCUGUAACAAUGGAGAGAUCCUCUACCCUUUUGAGGAUAUUUCAACAAGCAGGUGUGAAAGCUGUGGAGCCGUUUUCCAUUCUGAAUGCAAAGAAAAGUCUGUCCCCUGCCCGAGGUGUGUUCGCCGAGAGCUGCAGAAGAAGCAGAAGUCUUUCUGGCAGAGACUGAACAUGGACGAGAGUCUAGAGGAGGCUUGCACCAUGUUCGAGCUGUCCUACCAGAACACCUGACUCCAGCUGACCCGAAGGCCAGGGAUUCACCAAUCAACAAUCCAUCAGCCCCAGAGCGGCUUCCUAACUAGCCAGUUAGACCCCUUUGGAAGAAGAGUAUGUCUCUUCUCCAGCUAGAUAUAGAUAUAUAUAUUUAUUUAUAUAGACACAAAUACCUGUACGUAUGCUCUGUGUACAUCAUUGUCCAGACGAUCCGCAGAACCUCUGUGGCUCGAGAAACUACCAAUAGCUGGAUUACACUUAGCCAAGAAUUUCAGCUGCUUGCUCCCAGGCAAAACGUGGUAUACACAAUGCUUUAUAGUUCAGACUUUUUUUUUUUUUUCUGUCUCUUGGGACAUUUUAUUACCCAAGACACAAGAGGAAGCAUUUCCUGCACAAAACAGUGCUUUAGGUUAUUUUUGUGUUAUUUAUUUUUAGCCUUCACAGAGGCUGAGGUAACUGAGGCAGGCACCCAUCAUCAUCUGUUUCAAAAGAAAACCUUCAAAACACAAGAGACUGCUGGGUCCUUCCAGGACCCAGUGUCCGUGGCGCUCCCGCCUCAGUUCCUCCUGCGGAGGCAGGGAGUCACAUAAGCAGAGCCGAUGGCUGGAAACAGGAGCCAAGUCCCCUCUGACAGAAAGCAUACAACCCUCAUUUAUGAGGAGGGAUGGUUCUGGUUUUGAAGUUAAUCUCAGAAGUUUUUUUCCUGAGAAGAGAAGAAACCUCUGCGACCAAUAACUGCGUGUUGUCGGUCUGUUCGCCGGUACGAAUCCCAUCACCCGCCUAAUGAUGUGACGCUCCACCGUGUUUUCCAGGCUGUACACAUGGCUUUCUUAACAGUUUUCAACGGGUGCCCCUGGUUGAUAUCUGUGAUUUUUUUCCUGUUGCUGGCCGGAGGAAAUGUCCUGGGGUGGUUGUUAAAGACAUCGGCGUGUAGCCUGGUAGAUAAGGCUAUCUGGUACGUAUAUUCACAGAGAGGGUUGUUUUAGUUUCUUUUCUCAGAAUCCUGUGGAGGCAGUUCCUACCUAUUCAUUUUAAGUGGUUUAUUUCUCGUUGUUCUUCUUGCACUUUCAUUUCAACCUUUGUCAAUGUGACCAUUCUUGCUUUCUCAUUUUUUGUUUAAAAAAUCAGAGUAACGUGGAACUUCAAAAUACCAACUUUGGACUAUUAAGAAAAUACAGACUUACAAGUAUAAUUAAUGAAUUAGAUCUAAUAUUAUUUAAAUAAAUAUAUAUACACACACAGACAUAUAUAAUUGCCACCUUGAAGUAAAACAAAGAGUGCUAAAAUAAAUAAUAGGAGUAAGAAAGAGAGCUGCUUUGCUAUUUGGCAGGUAGCGUUCUCCUGCUGCAGUGCCCUUGGAAGAGUGCGUGGCAGUCACUGACCAAAAUGGCAGGUAGGACAGCCCUGGGACCCUGACAGCUCCCAUUGCUUCCCCUUAACUCUCCCUAGAGGAAGAAAAUACGUUUAUAAUGGAACAGUUCUCAGUAGACUUUAUGAGAAGAUUCUGUAUCUUUCGCGCUGAGCAGAUGCCUUCUAUGUCUUCAUGGUUUAGUAGUUUUGCUGCUAUUAGGAUCAGUGGCUCACAACAUACUUGGUACAUUCAACCCCAUUGCUCCUUUCCCCCACACGCUGCUUCCCCAAGACCCCAACUCAUGAUACUUCCGUCCAUCUAGAGAUGUGACAUUUCAGACUGACUUUUGUGCAGUUAGAUGUAAGCAUUUUACCUCUCAACCCACACCAGUUCCUUUGGCCCCAGACCACACAUUUCACCUUAAUAGCUCAACACCAUGCAUGCAUUUAUUUUCUGACUAUACAGUAGCCGCAACCAAGGCUUGAAAACUUGUUAAAAGGCCAGGGCCCUAUUCAUGAGAUGCCUCACGGUGCCUUUUACCCUUAGGAAAGCAGGUUGACUUUUCCCCCACUCUAGUUAAAGAGAAUGUUGCACACAAAAGAAAAAGAGUGGAAAAUCUCAAACACUUGGCAACAGGCAAACAAAUUUGAUCAUCUCCUUUCCUCCUCCCCUUGGUAAAAUACAGUAUUUAUAUUUUCCAGCCUCAGAGAAGAUAGCAGAACAUGAUCUUUCACAAGAGAAUUAUAGACCUGCUUAUUAUAAAACAGAUGUGCUCCCAUGGCAAAGUGCCUUCUCCCUCCGCCCCCAGCUCCCUGUCACUGUAGCUUACUUUUGCCUUCGCUGUAAUUAAUGUAUCCGUGAUUCCAACUGUCAGCGAGGCCAUUCCUAGCACACUGCAUUUGGAGACCUGAAGUGCAGGGCCAUCUCCUCCCCUUGUAACAUGUUUGCCCUGCGUACAGAAUUUCCUCUCCUAGCUCACAGGCACCCAGGGUCAUACCUGCCGAGAGUCCAGGGCAAAAUUCUGGAUCCCUGUUCAAAACAUACUUGUUUUCACCAGUCCCCAUUUAGAGGGCCCUGCUAAAUAUGAGCAGUCCCUGUGAACUCCUAAGGAGGACUUUCCACCCACAUCAUUUUCUGCUUAUUUUCAAAAGGGAAACAAAAAAUCGAUGUGUUAUCACGAUCAGCUACCCAGAGCUGGGUCCAUGUCCAGCACUCCUGUUUCCUCUCCUUUUCAUACAACCCUGACAGCUUGGUCGGUGCCAGCCACAGGCCUAUGACAUUCUCUGCCACCACCACCAAAAUCUGAUAGGACAGAGUGGAGCCAGCUUAGGAGUUGGGUCUGCCAUGAAAAUUCAAAAUUGCUGUUUUCAGCCCAGAAUGCCUUGGCGCACAUGAACGCCCUUACUGUUUUCAACUCUAACAAAUUACUUGGUGCACUGUUAGGUAAUUGUUCCACUGCUUAGAAACUGUCGAAACAAAAGCAAAUCUGUGGAUUACCACCUCUUUCAAACCAAACUAAUACCUGCUUUUCCUCGUGUUCCAUUUUUCAUCCCAUAUUAAAUAUCUUACACAUAAAACAUAUGAAAAAAUGGCCAAUUAAUCUCCUGGAGCUGGCAACUGACUCCAGGGAACCGCUUUUUGCUGAAAGGUUCAUUCCCUAGUGUAUCACUUGAGGAAAUCCCUCCUAAAAGUGCCAGAAACUCAUGUGUGAGAUCGUCCAACCCUGGUAAAAUGUUGGCAUCUAACCCCGCAGUAAAGAAGCCAGUUCCUAAAAUAGACCUCAUUUUGCACCGCGGCAGGAAGGCCACAAAGUACUUAAAAAGCAGUCAACUGGAGUGGGAGUAGUGUUCUUUCCAGGCCCGCUUUUUCCAAAGUUAAAAGCCUCUUUAUAUGAAAACCAUGUAAACGCUCAGCGGCCCCCUUUGCUUCACUGCCUUUUCGAGGGAGUGCAUUAUAGUCAUUUUUACGUCUGUAGUGCUAAAGGGUCACCUAGUUAGGAGCUUUAACGUUGGAUUCACUGAGUGGGUCAUCGCUUUUUGAUUCUUCUAGAGUAGGCCUCCACCAAGAAGGGAAUACGUCUAAUACUUGGGAUCUGUGGUUUGUGACACAAGUGGUAUCCCUCAGACUCCUGAAAAGGGACUAUGCUGUGACUUCCUUCCGGCUGCAGUGAGAUCCGAGGUGUUCACACCACCCUAGUUGCCGAAUGCAGCCUUUGCUCAGCUAGAGUGCGUCCUUUGACGGAGCCUGGCCUCUAUUUUUGUCUCUGUGUGUUGUGUGUACACACUGAACAUGGACAUCGGAUAGUUCUUUUCUGUGCCUCCUCAGAGAGGCUUGGCUUCCAAACCUGGGAGUUUGUUCUCUACCCAUUGGCUAAAAAAGGCCGUCCAUAAAUUAAUAUAUCCAGGUGGGACUAGCACGAUGCCACGCACACUGAACAUUUUCUGCAGAGGGGCAUUAGCAGAGGAAGUAGAGACGCAUUCUGGUCCUCCUUUAGAGUCAAGCCAGUGCUGUUGCUCGUGUGUGCACAAUUAUUCAUCUCCAUUGAUCUGACACACUCUCUUGAAAUCACUAGAUUAUGAAACAUCUUCACCUCCUGAUCCCAAUACUGCCUGGUUUCAACACAGGGAUUAUUUUAUUUUUUUACUUCUCCUAGUAAAUAGAGAUGUGUAUAAUUUUUGCCCAUUUUAUUUCUUGAGUUGUCUGCACCACUUCUUUUUACUCUGAAAUAAUGUGAAAAUGUGAAGUUGGAGCAAGACCUUGAAAGAGCCUCCCUCCUUGGCGUGACCUGAAUCGGUAGCGGCACUCUCCGUUUCCCCUGCCUCCGUGUCGCUUGUUAGUGACGGGCAUUAGGAGCUUCAUAUGUUGCACACCUUGUACCACUCUUCCGACCCUGAGUCAAGUAGAGCUGUCUGCUCGAGGUCGAAUCUAGUGACGGGUGACUAAGCUCUGCUCAGUUAAUGUAAACAGACAAGUGUUGAUUACUGUCAUGUGGAACGGUGUUUCAACAGUUAAGUCUAGCACCCAGCAGUCUCCUUAUUGGUAGAUGAUUCUAAUUUCAUUGGAUUAAAAAAUCUCUGACUCAAGGGUCUUUCCUUAGUGUGUUUUAAUGGGUGCAUGGCUGAGGGAAAAUCCAAGUCAUUGUUAAACUCUAAGUAAAAGACAAGAGUAUGGGAUACCCUCCUAAGCAUGCCGGUAGUUGUCAGUUUUAUUUAAAGUGGGUUCCACUUGGCCAGGAUUGGUGGCUCAUGCCUGUAAUCCCAGCCCUUUGGGAGGCCAAGGCAGGCGGAUCACUUGAGGUCAGGAGUUUGAGACCAGCCGGGCCAAAAAUGGUGAAAAUCAGGUCUAUACUAAAAUUUAAAAAAUUAGGCUGAGCAUAGUAGCUCAUGCCUGUAAUCCCAACACUUUGAAGGCUGAGAUGGGUGAAUCACUUGGGGUCAGGAGUUUGAGGCCAGUGUGGCCAACAUGGUGAAACCCCCUCUUUACUAAAAAUACAAAAAUUAGCCAAGUGUUGUGGUGGAUGCCUAUAAUCCCAGCUACUUGGGAGACUGAGUCAGGAGAAUCGCUUGAACCCGGGAGGCAGAGGUUGCAGUGAGCCGAGAUUGCGCCACUGCACUCCAGCCUGGGCGACAGAGCAAGACUCCAUGUCAAAAAAAAAAAAAAAAAGUAAGCUCCAAAUGAUCAUGUUUUGUGGCACUGUCCUCAUAAAGUGGCCGCUGGUGUGAUGGAAAGCAUUGCUAAACUCAAGUGAGACAACUGCUGUUUUGCUUUGGAUUUUCCCUGUGAAAAGAGAAGCCACUGGCUGCUCGUCUUGUUAGAAAGACAAGACUUUGAAUGAAGUUCCAGACGUUGAAUGAAGCUAGUUGUUGCCCAGGGUAGAAGAUUCAGGCAUCUAUGGCAACUCACAGCAACUCCUAACUCUUAGGAGGGCUCCCUCCUAUUGGCCAUGAAGCUGCAAACCAGCCUCUCUCUUUUCCCCGGAUCUUCCUUGCCCCUAGUUCUGAGCCCCAGCCCAGAGGCAGGCCUCAUGGCUAAUAAACCAGCUAGAGGACAGCUGGGGCCUGUGGCUCCUUCUCCAUGUUGGCCUUCCCUUGUGUCUCUUGUCCCUGUAGGAGUGCCUGGUAGUACUGUCUCGUGCUUCUAGUCUAGUCUGAACCACUUGAAGUCUGCAGGACCCUUCAGCUAAAUCUGGAUCCGUUUGCUUCUUCCCUGCUGGCUACUCUUCAUAUAGAUGCUCUUGGAGCCUAUGCAUUCCAUGAUGCAUGUCAGAACUCUCACUUUGUUCAGCCUGGUGUGCCUUAACCUCAGCAGUAAAGGGAAUCAUGUCGGAAACACAUCGUUAAAGUAGAAUGGUACAAACAUUGGCUUCUUAGUGCCAUUAGCACUUUUGCCAGGAAAUACAAAAGAUACAACCACAUAAUGUUUUCACUUUGUUUUAUGCUGUUCUUAAAUCUCUUUUUGUUUAUUUGUUUGUUUGCUUUCAUUAACCAAACUCAGGGGAAUGUCAUGAUGUCACCAAGGCCAAUGGGUAGAGAAAUAAAAACCAGCCAUCCAGAAUUGAAUCUGUAAAGUCAGUGAACUUAGCCUUUUCAGGUUCAAAAUUACACAAACACAAGGAUUUUCUUAUCCUUCACCUUUCAAAGAUUUUCUUUUUAUGUUGCCACCUGUUUUCCAAAUAAGAAGUGGAAAGCCUCUUAGAUAAAUUGUGAUAAAAAUGUCUCUUUGUUUGGCGUGAGCUAUCAAAUUAACUUUGUGUGUCCACUGAGCCAUCAAAUUAGGCUUUGGCUGCUAGAGGCCUAGGUUCUAGCUUUGGUCACCUAUCAGAAUCUUACUGUUACGCUGGGCAUGGUGGCAUGUGCCUACAGUCCCAGCUAUUUGGGAGGCUGAAGUGGGUAGAUUGCUUGAGCCCAGGAGCCUGUGCAAUAUGGUCAGACCCAUCUCAAAAAACAAACAAAAAAAGAAGUAGAGGCCGGGCGCGGUGGCUCACGCUUGUAAUCCCAGCACUUUGGGAGGCCGAGGCGGGCGGAUCAGGAGGUCAGGAGAUCGAGACCACGGUGAAACCCCGUCUCUACUAAAAAAAUACAAAAAAUUAGCCGGGCGUGGUGGCGGGCGCCUGUAGUCCCAGCUACUCGGAGAGGCUGAGGCAGGAGAAUGGCGUGAACCCGGGAGGCGGAGCUUGCAGUGAGCCGAGAUUGCGCCACUGCACUCCAGCCUGGGCGACAGAGCGAGACUCCGUCUCAAAAAAAAAAAAAAAAAGGAAUAGUAGCUAAAAGAAGGAAUGGUCAAAGGAGGGAAAGUGGCUGGCCGCAGCGGCUCACACAUAUAAUCCCAGCUCUUUGGGAGGCCGGGGUGGGAGGAUCACUGGAGCCCAGGAGUUCAAGAAAAGUCUGGGCAAGAUAGCAAGACCAUCAUCUCUUAAAAAAAAAAUAUAUAUAUAUAUAUAUAUAUUGCACUCCAGCCUGGGUGACAGAGCACGACUCUGUCUCAAAAAUAUAUAUAUAUAUAUAUAUAUUUUUUUUUUUUUAAAGGAGAGAAAAUGCUUAGGUUGCAAAUGGAGAGUAUUGAACAUGGUGACGUAAAAAACUUCUGCACAACUUGUUCUCUAGCUCCUGGGUCAGGUCUAUGCCAUUUUUUCUUAUAUCUGCUCACACAGUACAGAAAUGACUAAAAUUUUGGGUCUGGGCUGUUACAUCACUUUAUGUUAAGUUAUUUGUAGUAGCUAAUGUGCUAACUUAUAUAUGUGUUCUUUCUGUUUUUUGGAUUUUAUUACCUUUUGUUUUGGCAUAACUUAUCUAUAUUUUUGUUUACAUUAUUUAAAAAAUAUCAGUAACUGUAAUAAUAUAAAAUUGAAGUUGUAUUGUUGACAAUACCUCUAGUUUUUAAGUUCAUCUGUCACAUAAUUUAAGUGCACCAGUUCCUAAUGUAUAAAGUUCUCUCUCUCAAUAAACAAUGCAGAAAAUA